GGCUGCUUACUGCCGGGCUGUAGUCGCGUUGUCCCAAGCAACACGCGCGAACGGUCGCCUUUUUCAGCACGGGACAUAUCCUGCACCCUCUCACUGCAAUAUGGCGACAGAGUUCCACAACCUUCAGGAGCUCCGGCACAGUCCAUCACUGGUAACCAAGGUGUUUAUACAGAGAGACUACAGUGAAGGGACUGUGUGCCGAUUCCAGACCAAGUUCCCCUCAGAGCUUGACAACAGGAUUGAGCGAACUUUACUUGAGGAGACGGUGAAGACCCUCAACUCUUAUUAUGCUGAGGCUGAAAAAAUCGGAGGUCAGUCAUACCUGGAAGGAUGUCUGGCUUGUGCAACAGCUUACAUCAUCUUCCUCUGCAUGGAAACGCGAUAUGAAAAGGUGCUGAGGAAGAUAUCAAGUUACAUCCAGGAGCAGAAUGAGAAGAUCUAUGCUCCUCGAGGUCUGCUGCUCACAGACCCCAUAGAGAGAGGAAUGAGGGUUCUGGAGAUCAGUGUGUUUGAAGACCGGGGCUCAGGCGGCUCCAGUCCCAGCAGCACCAUGUCAUCAGGCAGCAGUGCUCGGUGACUGGAGGGGCAGCACCAGGCUUAUGGAUACCACCACAGGGGCAGCGGCACACUUACCAACAUCCGCAUGCUGAAACAUGAGAGCACCAGGUUCUAGGAUAAGUGGAGAGAAAAAGGCGAGGAGGUGAUUCACAACAUUCAUACUCUCUCUGCUGAGGCCUACAAUGUAUCACCUCCAGAAGAAGAGCUGGCUUAAAAACACACCCUGGAUACAAAACAGAAUAAACACAAGUGCAACAGAACCCACACAUACUGUAAGCAUUAGACACAUAACAGCAUCCAGAGUUUCUGUAAAGAAAUAUCCUACACUCUCCAAGAGCUAUCCAAACUUAAAUAAUCAUAUGUUGUUUUUGCUCUAUUUUUUUUUCAUUUACCUUUGCUUUCAUUCCAUCAUAUCUGUUUUCCCUUCAUUAGACUAAAUUUCAAUGCUCAAUUUUUAUUUAUUUUUUUUGAUAAAAGGCCACUGUACAGACUUUGUCUGUUCAUGCAUUGGCAUUGCAGUCUUAGGUUUGUGCAACAUCUCUGAAAUCUGAAAGGAAGAAAACCACCACCCUACUGGGAGACUCGUAGCUGUCUGUUCUUGCUAAAUGACUGCAUUCAUCUUAGGUGGUUUAGGUCAAGCUGCUUUGAAUCCUGGCAAAUUGGGCCAACUGUGGGACUGCUUGGUUCUCUGCUCUGCUCACAUACACUUGGCUUCAAUAUCAAAAGGCUAACAGAGAGCACCUUGAAUUAUUUAUUCGUCUCAUUCACAGGAGUGAAUACAAGUGAUCCACAUCACAGCUGUAGGUCAUGCUCGAACAUACUGUUUCUCACUCUCUUUCGCUCUCUUCCUGCAUAGUCACAUACUUGCGCAUAGAAAUGCACACAGCCAUGUCAAAGUGCUGCCCUGAAAAAGAUACAUAUUUGCGUGGGGACAUGCACAUAUGCUUCUACACAAAUACACACCUGUAGCUUGUGGCCAUGUGUACCUGCACAAAAGCAGAUUCUGGUAGACUUAGAGUUGGAGUUGACCUGCGUCUCAGCUCAUUGGGAAAACAAGCAAACCCAGGCCCUUCAAGACUCUGGUAGUUCCCCUGUUCCCCUGUGUGUCUGUGCCAUUCGAUCCAGCUUAGCAGAGAUCAUUAAGAAAAUAUUAAACAUCAAGGAUCAGUACUUUAAAUAAGACACUGACUCAGUCUGACUUGUUUGGUUCAGAAGAAGCCAAAAGACAGUGGGCUCUUAUCUCUACACCUGCUACAUGCAUGAAACAGUGUGGGUGUUAUUGGCAGAUGCAUGUUUAUAUGUGAGUAUAGGUGUGUGCAACAGAGUCAGCCCACACAAAGUUCAAUACCUAAACCUACACAAAAGCAAUGAUUAAAAAAUGUCUCUGUUUACUUUAAGUAGCAUUUACCACAAUAUGUUGAUGCAGAUAACAAAAUUUGAUCAGAUAAACAGUAAAUUAGACACAUUGAGUUUUAACACAAAAAUAACAUAAUAUGGGUUAGAUUGAAAACUAAUGUCCAUCUAAUAUUACUUAUUCACACUGCUGCACUAUGCUACGGGUAACUUACAA
This is a messenger RNA of Archocentrus centrarchus (flier cichlid), 2128 nucleotides long. It is a transcript of the gene golga7bb, whose product is annotated as golgin A7 family, member Bb. Gene Ontology annotation, biological process: protein targeting to membrane; peptidyl-L-cysteine S-palmitoylation. The transcript is spliced from 5 exons. Lineage: Eukaryota; Metazoa; Chordata; Actinopteri; Cichliformes; Cichlidae. Gene Ontology annotation, cellular component: palmitoyltransferase complex. The record is from RefSeq and is a predicted model, not a curated record. Bases 101 to 577 code for a protein of 158 amino acids.